Messenger RNA from Lutzomyia longipalpis, 3593 nucleotides. RefSeq names its product peritrophin-48-like. Gene Ontology annotation, cellular component: extracellular region. The transcript is spliced from 4 exons. The record is from RefSeq and is a predicted model, not a curated record. Lineage: Eukaryota; Metazoa; Arthropoda; Insecta; Diptera; Psychodidae. The coding region runs from base 884 to 2656 and encodes 590 amino acids. Gene Ontology annotation, molecular function: chitin binding.
AUAGUGUGUUGCUCGUUCGUCUGACCAGACGGUUCCGUAAAAGCUCGCGCAGUGUGUGCCUGAAAAGCUAAACUUCCUGUUUGUUUUUUUUUCUACUUCACUUGGAAGCGUCUUUGGAGAGUGAUAAGACUAUUUUUUUUUAUUGUUUUUGUGUAAAUUUUCAUAAAUGUGAGGGUGUGUAAUUGGAGGAGAAAAUUUUGUGUGAUUGAAAAUUUUAAAUAAAAUAGUUUUAAAUAAUUUGUGGAGAGAAAAACACUCAAAAGUCCCGGAGAAACUUACGAGAUUUUUUUUACGGGAUGAAAUUGUUGACCGAAGGAAAUUCCAGAUAGACAAAUAAGUGUUGAAAGUGUAUGCAGAUCAACUGCCACCAGACUAAAGAUGUUAAUUGAUCUAUCGAAAAUGAGAAUAACCUUCUUUAACCGGAUUUACUAAAUCCUUGAAAUUGUGAGCGUUUGCUUAUUUUAAUUUAAAUUAUGCAAAUAACAUUCAUUUUUCAUAAAAUAGCGCCAAAUAUUGUAUAAAUUGUGACUCUCUUGACAUCGACGGAGCAUCGCGAGUGAAAUGUGAAAAGUGCAUUUUAGUAAAAACAAAAAAAAAAAGAAAAGUAUUUUUUUUGAUAAACAUUUUACACAGAGUGUGAAAAUAAAAACUACGUAGAAUAGUGUCCUGCGGUGUAAAAGCUUCAAACUUCCGGAUGUGAAUUGCGAAAAUAAAAAAAAAAUAACUGUGGUAUUUGAUAGUAAAGUCUCAAUUACCUCGGAAAACGUGAGACGCUGUGCAGUGGGAGACCUGCAAUAAAAUCCAUCAUUCCCACACAACACACACGAAAAAAAAGUUACUCAAAGUGAAGCAAACGGUCAAGGUCUCUAUAUAGCAAGCAAAUAUGAUGGUGAAAGCAUCAAUAACCGUCCUUGUCGCUGUGUGUGUAAUCGGGCGCGCCAGUUCGUCUAGUGCAGUCCCGCCCACGUCGGAGAUCAUUGAGUUCAAGUGUGCCUUUCCGGAUGACUAUCUCUACGCUGUUCCCGGAAGUCUCUGCCGAUCAUAUUAUAAGUGCCAAGGCGGACAUGGGACGCAGUAUCAGUGUCCCAAUUCUACUGUAUUCAAUUUCUUCAAACAAACUUGUUCCAGCUCAUCAGGUGUUUGCUAUGAAGCCGUAUGCAGAGGUCGCAAAGAUGGGCACUACCCCGAUACAACGCACGCAUGCCGUAGGGCCCUAAUUUGCCGCGGAGGAUUACUCACGGGACUCUUCAAUUGUCCAAGUGGUCAUCUCUUCAGUGGUUCAUCAUGCGAUGCUGAGGACACCGUCACGUGUGAAGCCCCCGAAUCUACAGCCAUUGCAUACCCCUAUGCUGGUGAUUUGCGAUGCCGCGAUCUCCCGGAUGGCUUUCAUCCUGUCCUAACUGAUUGCUGUCGUUACCUCGUGUGCACAAAUGGCGAUGUGGUUGAAGAGCAACUCUGCCCCAAUGGUCAGAGAUUCGAUGCAACGUCGCGGAAAUGCGCCCCAGCCGAUAAAGUUCCGUGCAUUGUACACAAUCCCUGCCUCGGGAAGGCAAAUGGUCUCCAUGUGGAUGAAUUGUCAACAACAUGCAAGGACUACGUGCGGUGCAAUGCUAAUACCAUUGCUGCACGGCUCAAUUGUGGCGAUCAUGGGGUUUUCAAUGGGAAACAAUGCGUCCCUGUAGGGCUCUAUGACUGCCCACAAGAUCGCAUACCAAAUCAACAUGCACCAUUCAACAUUUGUCGCACAAAGUCCAAUGGAUACCAUCUUGAUCUCCGACGAGGUUGCCGGUUCUACGUUAAAUGCACUUCUGGGCGCAUUAUUAAUACCUACGAAUGCCCCGAGGGUCAAUUCUUCGACAGCGAAUUACGAAGUUGUGUCACAGAAAAUAAUCAAGAAUGCGAGAAUCCUGCUCCAUCGCGUGAUUGUGAAUUUUCCAUUGGAUCGUUUCAGGACAAAACUGAAAAUUCAGACUGCACUCGUUUCUUCUAUUGCUACAACGGACUAAAGACACGCCUAAAAUGCCCUAAUGGGAAGGUAUUCGAUGGGGAGGAGUGUGUACCGAAAUCUGUGUAUCAAUGCCCUGUGGGUGAGAGCAAUUUCUGCGAUGGGAAAGCCGAUGGGUACUACAAAGAUCCCUCAGGUGGGUGCCGAUCGUACUUUAGCUGCAUCCACGGUCGGAAGUUCACCUAUCUCUGUGCCGAAGGUCAAAUCUUCAGCGGCUCCCGGUGUACAGAUCGUCGACCGGGUGAGCAGUGUGAUCGUGAGGAAUGUGUCGAUAAGCCCGAUGGUUACUACCCGGAUCAGUCAAGUAACUGUCGCAGGUACUUCUACUGUCUCCGUGGGGAAAAGAUCACAACGCUCACGUGUCGCGGUGGAAAAGUCUUCAAUGGGCAGGGAUGCGUUGAGCCUGAUAUGUUCUCGUGCCAGAGCUUCACGCCAAAGUGCAUGGAGCAUUCAUGUGAAAUUGAAAAGUGCCAUAAAGAUGGUUUCUUCAUGGACAUCUCAUCGGGAUGUCGUAACUACUUUUUCUGCAUUGGUGGUAAGAAGAGCGUUCUAUCAUGCUCCGAGGGGCACAUCUUCAAUGGAGAACUCUGCGUGCCACGAAAGACUUUCCAUUGUCCAAGCUUUUGUCAACCACAAAAUCAAUGUUCUUAGGUUAUUAAUUUAAUUUUAAAUAGAUUUUUUUCUCAAAAAUAUUUUCAUUGCGAUUUAUCCGGAAAAAAUUUCAAAAAUGAAAUAUUUUAAUAAUACGGAAAUUAUCAUGAAAAAAGACUCCCAAUAGCCGAUCUCAUUAUGUGAAAAUAUUCCAGUGAUUGUUGUGGAAAAGCAAUCACAUCAAAAAAAAAACUUUUACUCAUUUUCCUUUCUAUUUGGGGUCGAUUCUGCCAAAAAUCUUUUCUUAAAAUUCGUCAGUUUCAAGAAUCUUAGUAUUCUAUAAAAAAUCUUUCAAGAUUUUGACAAUUAUUAUUUCUUUUUUUAAUCAUAUUUUUAAAGAAAAAAAUACUUUUCUGUCUCUUUAAAAAGAUAUUUUUGAUUGUUUUCUGAAACAACAAAUUCUUCGUUUUUUCUUUAAAUGGAACGACAAAAAAAAUUAAAAAUAUCAACUGUCAAAAUCUGACAAGUUCUAAGUUAAAAAAAAAGAUAAAAGAUUUUUGACAGAAUCGACUCCAUUAUUUGUCCUGUUGAAUUCUCGCAAUUAUCGCAAAAAUAUUGCUUUAUAAAUUAAUUCUAACUAUUUAGAUUUUAAUUUUGUUCAUUAAACAAUUCCAUAAUGUGGAAUUGAAGGCCAGUACCUUUAGUUUUAAGGUGAAUUUCAAAUUGGAUUUGUCAAAAAUCUACAAAUGAUUAUUACCUCAUUAAAUAUAGAUGUAUUAAACGUGUGUAAAUUAAGAAAUUUUUGUGUAUGACUUAGUGCCUUAUUAGUGGUAAAAAAAAUGAUCAAACAAGUGGAAAGACCAUUGUUUUUUAAUAUAGGUUUCUUUUCUUUUUAUUUAUAUUCAAUUUGUAAACAUAUAUUUACAGAAAAAAUAAUUAAUAUAGCUCAAUAUUAUCAAAUAUAUCAGUAAAUUGAAAUAAAAUUUUAUACAUUACA